Cadophora gregata is the source of this 1092-nucleotide messenger RNA. RefSeq lists its product as uncharacterized. Lineage: Eukaryota; Fungi; Ascomycota; Leotiomycetes; Helotiales; Ploettnerulaceae. The record is from RefSeq and is a predicted model, not a curated record. The coding region runs from base 27 to 632 and encodes 201 amino acids. The transcript is spliced from 3 exons.
CUCGCCUGAUCAAUAACGCCACCGCAAUGUUGGGUUCGCCAUCUGCACCAAGGAAGUCAUUCAUGCCAGUGUUUUCCUUGAUCAAUGCGGCCCAUAUCAUGAUUCUUGCAGCUGUCUGGAAGCUAAAGCAAAGCGGAGGCGGUUACGGGAUGCUAGGACCAUACGACCAGUCCCGCGAGCUCGCCGCAAUCGACACCUCGAUUCAAAUCCUCGAGUUCUGCGGCCACAGAAAUCCCUUUGCGCGCCGGUACUCAAUUCUGAUCAAAGACCUCCAACGACAAUUAGUCUCCGGCCCCGCAGCUACGACCUCUCCGGGUUCGGAUUUGGGACCUCUCCUCUCCUCCAUGUCGUCUUCAGCCUCUAUAACAGAUUCCGAUCCAGUGGCAGAAAGCCCCUAUUUCCAGAAUCUGAGGAUUUCGGUUGAGCAGAGUAGUAAUGCACCUACGAUGGGAGCCUCAAGACCUUCUUUUACUGCGCAAACAUCGUAUACAUCUGAGAGUCUUAGCCUUGAAGGCUGGUCGCCGGGUCAGUUUGGGACGCUGAGUCCUGGGAAUGAGGAUCCUUAUGACCCUACAUCUUCCUUUGGGCUCCAGCCUGAUGAGCAUAAUUUCUGGAGCCAGAUGAAGGAAUAGGAUUUAGAUUUGUAUCUUACGUUUAAUAGUCUAAGGCGUUUCACAGAUUGUGAACAGCACGUGACUAAUUCAGCCCUAGGGGCGUUGCAUGAGCAGAUGUUACGUUGUGAGUCGUUAAUUAUUGAACUUCUGUUGAAAUAAGGAUUGUACUUUUCUACGCUUUGGUCAUAUGUGAACGACAAUAUGGAAUGGCGAUUAGUUACCGACCUAGGGUUAACAAUGUUGCUUCUUCCUCCGUCUUGCCAAUGGUGGGACAUAUCAGUGCUAGAGUAUUGAUAGUCUUAGGAUCCCGACUGAAGGUAUCCUCUACUUGCUGCUAUUUCAACCGUUGAUCUCGACCACCUGCUCGAGCUAUUAGCCAUCCUAGUCGUGUAGUGUCGGAGAACGCACUUUCUUACAUGUUACAACAGCUUUGAUUCCAAUUUACAACUAUAACUUCCAAGACCAUUUAUAAUAUCUC